This is a messenger RNA of Malaclemys terrapin pileata, 1527 nucleotides long. It is a transcript of the gene TRIM69, whose product is annotated as tripartite motif containing 69. Gene Ontology annotation, molecular function: metal ion binding; protein binding. Bases 1 to 1527 code for a protein of 508 amino acids. The transcript has 6 exons. The record is from RefSeq and is a predicted model, not a curated record. Lineage: Eukaryota; Metazoa; Chordata; Testudines; Emydidae.
AUGUCAUCUUUCUCCAGUACAAACGUCUCCUCUUCCUCAUCCACUUCUGUAAGUGAUAAUGAAAGCAAAAUAAACCUCUUACUCAGCACCAGCUCCUCCGACCUGCCCUCGAGGCCACAAGCUGAAGAUUUCACCAAGGAGCUGACCUGCCCUCUGUGCCUGGAAUGGUUUAAGGAGCCGGUGAUUUUGCCUUGUGGCCACAACUUCUGCAGACCCUGUAUUGAGGAAAUCCGGGGCAGGGCGGAGGUCUGCCUGUGCCCAGAGUGCCAAGCACAGUCCCCAGACAGGCAGUACAUAGGGAACAUAGUGCUGGAAAAACUAGUGGAAAAGAUCAAGGGCUUUCAUGUAGGGAAAUGCCAGCAGAAAUGCAGCAAACAUGGUGAGCCUCUCAAGCUCUUCUGGAAGAUGGAUGGGAAACUGGCCUGCUUUCUCUGCAGAGAUGUCCAGAAGCCUGAAGAUCAAAGCUCCCAAUUCCUACUCCUCCCAGACGCUGUGCAGCUCUAUGCGGAAAAGCUGAUCUCCACCAGAACUCAGUUGGAGGCCACCGUGCAGGAACUAAAGACUCUGAAGAAUGCCCAGCAAGAGAAGAUCUCUUGUCACAAAGAGAACAAAUUUCAUCUUCAGCACCACAUCUCCUUAGAGUUUCUGAAACUCCACCAGUUCCUUCAUGGAAGGGAGAAAAGAUUAAUGAAUGAGCUGCAAGAGGAGGGGAAAAUCCUCCUCCAAGAAAUGGAGGCCAAUCUAAACAAGCUCCAGGAAAAGUGGCAGCGAGCCAAGGAGACAGUGUUACGCAUUCAGUCCCGGCUCUACCAGCACAGUUCUAUCGACUUCCUUACAGGCAUAAAAACCUUCAUGGAACACUUAGAGCAAAAAGCAGGCACCUUAUCUCUGGGUGCACUUGUCUGUCGUGAAAUGAGCCUGGGACAGUUCAAGGGUCCAAUUCAGUACAACGCAUGGAAGGAAAUGAAAUCCAUCCUCGGACCAGGUCUUUCUUUGGUGACUCUGGACCCAAAGACAGCGCAUCCAAACCUCGUUCUCUCUGAAGAUCUGCGCUGUGUGAGACACGAUGACACAAAGCAGAUGCUCCCAGAUAACCCAGAGAGGUUUGAUUCCAGUGUUGCUGUCCUGGGAUCUGAAGGAUUCACUUCAGGGAAACAUUAUUGGGAAGUGGAGGUGGAGAACAAGACCAAAUGGACUUUGGGAGUGGUCAAAGAGUCCAUCAACCGGAAAGGGAACAACACAUUAUCACCCAGGGAUGGAUACUGGCUUAUAAGGCUCAGGAAUAGGAAUAAGUUUAAAGCUUUGGAUAUACCUGCGAGAGGUCUGACCCUGAGCACUAGCCUGUCUAGGAUUGGGGUGUACCUGGACUAUGAGGGGGGACAGGUGUCCUUUUAUGAUGCUAAUAAGAUGUCCCAUAUCUACACUUUCAUGGACACUUUCACAGAAAAGCUUUACCCGUAUUUCUGUCCCUGCUUGAAUGACUCCAGUGAGAACAGCGAACCCCUGAAAAUCUUCUUCAACAUGUAG